Theobroma umbraticum is the source of this 1750-nucleotide messenger RNA. RefSeq names its product ADP/ATP translocase 1, mitochondrial-like. Lineage: Eukaryota; Viridiplantae; Streptophyta; Magnoliopsida; Malvales; Malvaceae. The record is from RefSeq and is a predicted model, not a curated record. Gene Ontology annotation, molecular function: ATP:ADP antiporter activity. Gene Ontology annotation, biological process: mitochondrial ADP transmembrane transport; mitochondrial ATP transmembrane transport. Gene Ontology annotation, cellular component: mitochondrial inner membrane.
CCUAUGAAACCUGCUAACUUUGCUCUUCCACUAACAUCAUUACGUGAUGUGUGAUUGUUUCACUGAUAACUGUUUUAUAUUUUUUGGGGGGGUGUGGUUUGGUUUUAUGGGUGUGCUUUCAUUUCGGCUUACAUUUUGCUCUUGAAUUGGAACUCUACCUUCUUUUUCUUAUAAACCCAUAUCAGGGCUCUUUUACCAUUUGCUUCUAUUUUAGAUCUUUUUUCUUUAUCUUUCUUUGCUCUCUUUGUUUCAUAUCCUUUUACAGGGUAUUUUGCGUGAGAAGUGAUGGCUGAUAGGCACCAACACCCUUCUGUCAUGCAAAAGGUAGCUGGACAACUCCAUCUUACUUCCAGCCUUUCACAAGAUGUUCAAUAUCGCUAUGGAGGUUUCCAAAGGCCUGCUCUGCAUCAGAGGCGUUUUGCAUCUGGAAGUUGCAAUGCGGCCCUACGGUAUCCCAUGACACAGGCAUGCGCAGCAAAUUAUGAUCUGUCAUUGGUCGGUUCAAGUUCAUCACCUAUAUGUGUCCAGGCUCCAUCAGAGAAAAGCUUUUCUAGUUUUGCUGUUGAUUUUCUUAUGGGUGGAGUUUCUGCUGCUGUGUCCAAAACUGCUGCUGCUCCCAUUGAACGGGUGAAGCUCUUAAUUCAAAACCAGGAUGAGAUGAUUAGGGCUGGUCGGCUCUCUGAACCUUACAAGGGAAUUGGUGAUUGUUUCAAAAGAACAAUCCAAGAUGAGGGCAUGGUGUCAUUGUGGAGAGGAAACACAGCCAAUGUGAUCCGUUAUUUCCCCACUCAGGCCUUGAACUUUGCCUUCAAAGAUUACUUUAAAAGACAGUUCAACUUCAAGAAGGACCGUGAUGGCUACUGGAAGUGGUUUGCUGGCAACUUGGCAUCUGGUGGCGCGGCUGGUGCGUCUUCCCUUCUCUUUGUCUAUUCCCUGGAUUAUGCCCGAACUCGUCUUGCCAAUGAUGCUAAGGCUGCAAAGAAAGGAGGCGAGAGGCAAUUCAAUGGCCUGGUUGAUGUAUAUAGGAAGACUCUGAAGUCAGAUGGUAUUGCUGGCCUUUACCGUGGCUUCAACAUUUCAUGUGUUGGCAUCAUUGUUUACCGUGGUCUUUACUUUGGAAUGUAUGACUCUUUGAAGCCAGUUGUUCUCGUCGGAAAGUUGCAGGAUAGCUUCUUUGCUAGCUUUGCUCUUGGUUGGGUUAUUACCAACGGUGCUGGUCUUGCCUCCUACCCAAUUGACACUGUCCGUAGAAGAAUGAUGAUGACAUCAGGUGAAGCUGUCAAGUACAAGAGCUCACUUGAUGCAUUCUCUCAGAUCCUCAAGAAUGAGGGUGCCAAGUCUCUCUUUAAGGGUGCUGGUGCGAACAUCCUCCGUGCAGUUGCCGGUGCUGGUGUGCUUGCAGGCUAUGAUAAGCUCCAGAUGAUUGUAUUCGGGAAGAAGUAUGGUUCUGGCGGGGCAUAAUCAUGCCAACUAUCUUUUCUACAUAAAUACAGAUGGUGAUGAAAAUCAUUUGCAAUUUAAUUUGAUUCAAGAUUUUGCGGAAGGCGAUUAUUUCUCAUUUGAAUAACUUAGUUUAGAGGGGUUUGCCCUCUUGGGAGGAAAUUUUUACCCCAUUUAAUCCUCAUUAUUUGAGUUGUUGCAACCUUACAUUUUGAUUCUACUUUUUGGAAUUUUAUAGAUUCCCCCUUUGCUUUCCUAAUAUAUGACACUGGGGACUGCCAAGAGACUGCAGAGCUUAUAAUUUUGGAAA